GCCGUCAUGGACCGCAAUAGUAGCAACCCUGUGACCCCUCCUCCGACGAUGCCUUCGGAUGUAUCUGUAUCGUCGACCGACACUAGUUUGAGCGAGUCGACGGACGCCAAGGCGCCCCAUCCGUCUCAAGAAUCGCACGAACAAGUCGAGAAGAAAUACCACGCGUUGCUCUCAACCAUGGAGCAAAAGCGAACACACCACGGACGGGGGCUCGUGGAUGCCUCGCCGAACGAUUACGCCCCGAAGCAUUUUCACGACUUCCCACCCCGCAACGUACAAAAGCAUGAGAAGUUGGAAAAACAUGUGCGGACGGGCCUACCCACGCCCGACGUGGUGCAGGACCGUCAUAUCGUGCAGCCCUUGCAAGACAAGCCGAAUCCGUGCAGUGCCAAGCUUACUCGCAUGUAACUACUAAACCC
This is a messenger RNA of Aphanomyces astaci, 419 nucleotides long. RefSeq lists its product as hypothetical. Bases 7 to 408 code for a protein of 133 amino acids. The record is from RefSeq and is a predicted model, not a curated record. NCBI's taxonomy places the organism in Eukaryota, Oomycota, Saprolegniomycetes, Saprolegniales, Verrucalvaceae. The transcript has 3 exons.